Messenger RNA from Vitrella brassicaformis, 901 nucleotides. The record is from the annotation of a GenBank genome assembly. Lineage: Eukaryota; Vitrellaceae.
UUACCGGUCCUUUUGGUUGACGGGGGGAGAGUUGCCGCUUCUGUAGACGAGGCGAAACGACGGACGACUCACUGCAGGUGCCUGCAGGAUACAGAGCAAGAGGCACCAACAGAUACACACAUGAAGAGUGUCGUGCUGUCGCCAUCUGCUGUGCGCACCUCGGCAUCAUCCUGAGUGGCGGGAUUGGGUGCGGCCGCCAGGAUCGCUUUGAGUGCAUCCACCACCCGCGACACGUCCUCAUGUGUGCGCGUGAGCUGCGACUGUGCCGUGGCGAUGUGGGAGCUGACGAGGGCAUGCUGCACACGAAGCUCCAAUAAGCCGGCCGACGCCUGCGUAUAAAUCGACAGCAGCAGUGUCCGAGAGCGAUGCAGCAGUGUGUCUGACAUACCUGUCCAGAGAGGCUGGGAGGAUGCGCUUGCUCAAAGUGAGACCGCAACGCGCCGAGCUGCAAGGAAGACACAUACACAGAGAGGCGAUGACUUGUUUCAUUCAGGCGGGCAGGCGCACCGUUGUGUUGAGCUCUUGCAGGUGCCGCAGGCCCUCCUCGACUGCUCGCGUACCCUCCUUUGACCUGCACACACACGUGACACACACGAGAAUGGAUGACAAUCAUCAGAUCUGAUGAAGAAAGCCUGUCCCUAACGGCUGCUGGCUCACCUGACGCACGUCCAUGAUGCUGAGAGGCGGUGUUUGCGCCGAACAGGCAGUCGAUGCAGAGGCUCCCUCACGCCGAGCGAGAAUUCGCGCGCUUGAGACGGGCCCCCCUUUUCUCUUGCCACGUGACCUGCUCUCCCUUGCGGGUUUCUUUCCAUUGCCUUCUUGCUCUUUCUUCCCCUUUCAUCGCUGCAUUAUCGUUUGUGGUUUGUCUUGCCGUCAUUUGCUGGCACUCGUAUUACGGCAG